Messenger RNA from Cylicocyclus nassatus, 1439 nucleotides. Lineage: Eukaryota; Metazoa; Nematoda; Chromadorea; Rhabditida; Strongylidae. The record is from the annotation of a GenBank genome assembly.
AGAAAUGGAGGAAACUUCGGACGAAAUGGUAGCAGGAGAUGUGAGCCAUGUUCAGGUUUCCUUCUUCAGUGAGGAUGAGACACUGAAAGUCAUCCCUUCUGCAGUUUUUGAUGUUCCUGUGUCAGCCACAUACGAAAACCUAAAUACACUAGUAAACAAAACUAUAGCAGCAGCUCAAGAAAACUGGAGCGAAAAACGUUUCGAGCUUCUUAUCGGCGAAACUUUUGUAAGGUCGUCUUUAGCGGAGUUUAUCGAAGAGCAUAAUGUUGAUACGGAAACAGUUUUGAAAAUUGAAUGUAUACUUGGUAAAGAAACUCCGAAGUCAUUCCUUGAUAUCCCUGCUCCUGACUGGGUAUCCUCUGUGGCUAUCUCUUCUUCGCAUAUUUUCUCCACUACCUACAGUGGUGAACUGAUUAUCAACAAUAAGGAAGGCAAGCAAAUCCUCGAAAAUCAUCGAGAUAAAGGAAGUGCUUACAAAUGCGGUGUUUUAUUUCCCAGGGAAAAAAAUUCUAAUAAACUCGAAGGUGAACGGAUAGUGGUGGCUGGUGAGAAUCAGAUUCUUACGUUAUUUGAAGUUGAGAACAAUGCUCUGAAUCCAAAGGUUGUCUUUCGAGGUCAUGAGCGGAGCGUUGAAUGUGUAGAUGUCAAUCCCGAGUGUACUCGGUUAGUUUCUGGCGCGUUUGACUCAAACAUCAAGGUUUGGAAUCUAGAGAAUGAUGAGGAUACAGUGUUCGACAAAGCCAGUCACAGUGAUAAGCAUGCUAAGAAACGAAAGGAGAACUUUAUAACGAAGGUUCCAAUGGUAACAUUAGGGGGGCAUAAAGAUGUUGUUGUUGGUCUGAAAUGGUGCACAUGGAACAAUAAUCAAGUUGUAUCCGCUUCGUGGGAUCAUAGCAUUGGUCUUUGGGAUUUACAACUGGCUGGGGAGGUCUCACGAAUACGUGGCACCAAAGCAUUCACAAGUAUUGAUGUGAACAAGAAAACUGGACUCGUUAUCAGCAGCAAUACUGAUGCUGUGCCGAGACUUUAUGAUCUCAGGAGUCACGAUGGGUCGGUAGUGAAACAGUCCUUUAUUGGUCACACAGGUUGGGUGACCUGUGUGAAGUGGAAUCCGAAUGACGAAUCAUGUUUUGUCAGCUCAUCCUUUGAUAAGUCUCUAAAGAUGUGGGAUAUACGAUCGUCAAAAACUUCACUCUUUGAUCUCUACGGCCAUGAAGACAGAGUUUUAUGUUGUACGUGGAAAGAUUCCUUGAUUGCUAGUGGAUCCGCUGAUAAUACUAUAAAAGUGUUUAAAUCUUCCUAGUUGUUAUUGCCUCAUUGUUACUUAUGAUUUAGCUUGCGAACAUUGAGCUUGCGCCACAUUGUAUUGUAUUGUAUUGUUGUUGUUGAUUGUUGAUAGAUAUUAUUAGAUGUUAUUGUGCAUUUUUGUUGAAAUAAAG